Molecule: messenger RNA, 1085 nt
Organism: Megalops cyprinoides (Indo-Pacific tarpon)
Lineage: Eukaryota; Metazoa; Chordata; Actinopteri; Elopiformes; Megalopidae
Gene: mchr2b
Product: melanin-concentrating hormone receptor 1
Exons: 2
Coding region: 1-1050 (349 amino acids)
Biological process (GO): neuropeptide signaling pathway
Cellular component (GO): membrane; neuron projection
Molecular function (GO): neuropeptide binding; G protein-coupled receptor activity
Source: RefSeq, a predicted model, not a curated record
AUGAACAACACGGACAUCUUCUGCAAGUACGAGGAGCUCGGCGACUUCAGCAACACCUCAUGCUCGAACAGAAGUGCAUCAAUUUAUAAUGUUAUUGACAUUGCGUCUUUCAUGCAUAUUUUCCCAUCUGUAUACGGCAUUCUCUGCACAAUUGGGGUAGUUGCGAAUGGUUUGGUGAUAUACGCGGUGGCAACUUGUAAGAAAAAGAUGGUGUCCGACAUCUACGUGCUCAACUUGGCCAUCGCCGACAUGCUCUUUUUGUUAGUGAUGCCCUUCACCAUCCACCAGCUGGUCAGGGAUCGACAGUGGGUCUUCGGGAACGCAAUGUGUAAAGCUGUGAUGGUAGUGGAUGUCAGCAAUCAGUUCACAACUGUGGGAAUUGUAACAGUUCUGUGCAUUGACAGGUACGUAGCCAUCGUCCACCCCACCUCUGAGAAGAGGACCAUCCAGUGGACCAUGGUCAUCAACGGCAUGGUGUGGGUGGGCAGCUUCCUGCUGACCGUGCCAGUCAUGAUGUACACGCACACGGUCAAGAAGAAGCAGGUGGAGAUGUGCAUCAUGGACCUCCCGCAGGGCGCCCAGGACAUGUACUGGUACACCAUCUACCAGUCCACCUUCGGCUUCAUCAUCCCGCUCGUCAUCAUCAGCACCUUCUACUCCCUCACCCUCUACCACGUCUUCCGCUCCGUCCGCCGUGUCAAGCGCAAGCAGUCGGUGUGGGCCAAGCGGGCCACCAAGACCGUGCUGAUGGUCAUCGCCAUCUUCCUGGUGUGCUGGUCGCCUUACCACGUCAUCCAGGUCAUCAACCUGAGCAUCCGCUCGCCCACCAACACCUUCGUGUACGCCUACAACAUCAGCAUCUGCCUCUGCUACUCGCACAGCUGCAUCAACCCGCUCACGCUGCUCAUCUUUGCCCAGAACUACCGCGAGCGCAUCUGCCGGAGGAGGGACCUGCGCAGCGGCCAGCAGAGCUCCUCCAAGACCACCGUGGUCAAGGCCGACGGCUCCACUGUCACCGCCGAUACCAACUACCGCUGCGCGCUGGUUUAGCUUUAGCAGGGGGGGCCCGGACCUUCGGCCGCGGA